Messenger RNA from Dovyalis caffra, 507 nucleotides. Lineage: Eukaryota; Viridiplantae; Streptophyta; Magnoliopsida; Malpighiales; Salicaceae. The record is from the annotation of a GenBank genome assembly.
AUGGGAGAGGAGGGAGGGGAUGUUGCGAGGCACGUGAGGGGAGAUUUGAGUUACGAGUUUACGAAAAUGGGCUCGAAGAGUGCUCGUGCUCGUGGAGCAACCGACACAGUUUCUGCUUCGACGGGUCCAUCAGCCGAAUUGGUUGACUCAGUGGGGAAAAGGACGGGGAGGAAAGACUUGGGAUCGGUGAGGUCGUGGGAGAUGAAGAGCCAUGAUCCUCCACGUGCCUUCUUCUUAUUGGUGGGAGGGGUUGAAUAUAGUUUUGGUUGGGAAAGGAUGGAGACAAGGACGGAGCAGGAACUGGUGGUGAAGAGGACUACUGGCUGCAUAGUUUUCCCAGUAUUCUAUGAUGAUCCAUCCCAAGUCAGAAAGCAAACAGGGAGCUUCGCUACAGCAUUUGUGGAAGAAGAAAAGCAAUUCACGGAGGAGAUGGAGCGGCUGGAUGGGCGGAGGAUUGCUUUGAAGGAAGUUGCAGAUUUAGCAGGAAUGGUUUUAGGAGAUGGGUAA